This is a messenger RNA of Penicillium samsonianum, 1712 nucleotides long. Its product is annotated as cytochrome P450. Bases 126 to 1712 code for a protein of 528 amino acids. The record is from RefSeq and is a predicted model, not a curated record. Gene Ontology annotation, molecular function: iron ion binding; heme binding; monooxygenase activity. Lineage: Eukaryota; Fungi; Ascomycota; Eurotiomycetes; Eurotiales; Aspergillaceae. The transcript has 7 exons.
AUUUUUUUACCCGGGUAGAGCAAGAACUGCAAGUCACGAAGUUGUGUUGGCAGGUCUCAUAUUGCUCGUGUUAUAACCUUCCUUAUUUCCUCCACCAUCUUCAGUCUUAGUACCCACCCACCUCGAUGUUAUCCACCGUCCUAUUUGGUUUUUUUCUGGGAGCCCUCGCCCUCUAUGUCGCUAAAUUGCUGUUGAGCCGCCAGAGGCCUGCUGGCCCCCUGCCACCGGGCCCAAGGCCGACCCCAGUGCUUGGCAACAUAUCUGAUCUACCGCCGUCGGGGACACAAGACUGGAUGCAUUGGCUUCAGCACAAACAGGCUUACGGGCCGAUCAGCUCUAUCACGGUGCUGGGACAAACCAUCGUUAUAUUGAGUGACGCAAAUGUGGCUGUGGAACUGCUAGCAAAGCGCUCUUCAAAAUACUCCUCGAGGCCAAACCUAGUCUUUGCGUCCGAAAUGGUGGGAUGGGAGCAUUUUUUGGCAAUGCAGAAAUACUCUCCUCGAUUUCGCGCCUAUCGCAAGGCAAUGCAACCAUACAUUGGAUCUGAGUCGGCUGUGGCCCAGUUCAAUCCUCUGCAAGAGGUAGAAACCCACCGCUUUCUGUUUCGCGUCCUCGAAGAUCAGACGAAGCUCAUGGAGCACAUUCAAACAGAGGCUGGUGCAAUCAUUCUUAAAAUUGCAUACGGAUAUACUAUUGAGUCGCACAAGCGGGAUUCAUUGGUGCAUAUUGCAAAUCUGGUCCUAGAUCAAUUUUCCAAGGCUAGUACACCGGGUGUCUGGCUGGUUGAUAUUAUUCCAGCUCUAAAACACAUCCCGUCCUGGCUUCCCGGAGCAAGUUUCAAACGCACUGCUCAGGCAUGGAAGAAGAAUCUAGAAGUUUUGGCGGAAAAGCCAUAUGCAUUCGCACAUCGGCAAACGGAAGGAAAUACGCAUCAGCCAUCCUAUCUCUCUGGACUAUUUAAAACAACAGGGGUUCCUCCACGCGGCUCGGAAGAUGAGUUUGUUGCAAAAUGGACGGCUGCAUCACUUUAUGCAGGUGGUGCUGAUACCACUGUGUGUGCCAUCGAAUGCUUUUUCCUUGCAAUGACACUAUACCCCGAGGUCCAAGGUAAAGCACAAGAUGAAAUCGAUCGGGUUUUGGGGCCUUGUCAACUUCCAACAGUCGGCGACCGCUCUCGUUUGCCGUAUAUCGACGCUGUGGUGAAGGAGGUUUUGCGGUGGCAUCCGGUGGCACCUAUGGGACUUCCCCACGCGUCAACUGAAGAUGAUACUUGGGGAGGAUAUUUUAUUCCAAAGGGCUCAUUGCUCAUGCCUAACAUCUGGGCUAUGAUGCAUGAUCCUUCUGUUUAUCACGAUCCUAUGGUAUUCAAACCGGAGCGCUUUUUGGGAAUUGAUGGACGUGAGCCCGAGCUAGAUCCUCAUGACCUUGCCUUUGGAUUUGGGCGUCGCAUCUGUCCCGCGCGUCACUUGGCAGAUAACACAUUGUAUUUGAGUGCAGCGCAAUCCCUUGCGGCCUUUAAUAUCAGAAAAGCCGUCGAAGAUGGGAAGGAAGUUGAUGUCCAACCGAAAUUCCAGCCUGGAGUCAUCAGUCAUCCGGUACCAUGGAAGUUCCACAUCGAACCUCGCAGUGCGGCUCACGAAUCCCUCAUUCGUUCAGUGGAGCAGAAACAUCCAUGGGAGGCGAGCAAUGCACCAGACCUAGAAGACAUUUAA